Maylandia zebra (zebra mbuna) is the source of this 2331-nucleotide messenger RNA. Its product is annotated as galectin-9. The record is from RefSeq and is a predicted model, not a curated record. Gene Ontology annotation, cellular component: nucleus; cytosol. Gene Ontology annotation, molecular function: carbohydrate binding; galactoside binding. Gene Ontology annotation, biological process: positive regulation of gene expression; negative regulation of type II interferon production; negative regulation of CD4-positive, alpha-beta T cell proliferation. Lineage: Eukaryota; Metazoa; Chordata; Actinopteri; Cichliformes; Cichlidae.
CAAAAAACCUUUAAAUACCGCCUAUUAUAGGAAAAACGAAACCUAAAGGUGGGCUAACUCGCGAAAUUCAGAGCACUCUACAGCUCAACAAUCUUCCGUCUUUCCGUUCAGGGAUAUGGCUUUUUAUCAGCAGUCACCUUUUUACAACCCGAUAAUCCCAUUCACUGGGUCAAUCCAAGGUGGUCUGCAGGAGGGGAAGUCUAUCACUGUCAGUGGACGUGUCGUACCUGGGGCUGACAGGUUCCAUGUGAAUCUACAGUGUGGUUCCAUGGCUGGUGCGAACAUUGCUAUCCACAUUAACCCACGCUAUGAAAGUCAGCAUUAUGUGGUGACCAACACUUUCCAGAAUGGGAGCUGGGGCACUGAAGAGAGGAAGUACAAUUCCCCAUUUCCUGCUGGGUCCUCUUUCACUCUUGUCAUUGCUGUCACCCGGGACUUCUACCAGCUCAGCAUCAAUGGCUGCUACUUUAUGGAGUACAGACAUCGCCUGCCAUUUCACCAGGUUGACACCAUCUCAGUGGGUGGAAAAGUGGAAAUUUCUUCCAUUGCUUUUCAGAACCCUGUGUCAGCUUUUCCUGCUCAGCCUGCGUUUGCUCCACAAUUAGGCUUUCAACCCCAGCCCGGAUUCCCAGCACAGCCCGGAUUCCCAGCACAGCCUGGAUUUCCUCCUGUAACACCAGUGGUUCCAUACAGGUCUGCCAUCAGUGGUGGACUAAGACCUGGCAGGACCAUCACCAUCCAGGGAACUGUAUACCCAAGUGCCACAAGGUUCACUGUGAAUCUUAGCCACCAGUCUGGCAUCGCUCUGCAUUACAACCCACGUUUCAAUGAGAAUGUCGUGGUGCGAAAUACCAAGCAGUGGGAUCAGUGGGGCUCCGAGGAGCGUGGUGGUGCCAUGCCUUUCCACCGGGGUCAGCCUUUCACGUUGACUAUAAGUUGUGAAGCUCACUCCUUCCGAAUUGUGGCCAAUGGGAUGCAGACCCAUACUUACAAGUAUCGUUUCAACCCCCUGCAUGCCGUUACCUCCCUGGAGAUUGACGGUGACAUCAGCCUGACCUCUGUGAUUGUGUAGAGAUGCAGGACCCUGUUGCUGUUGGCAGCAUUUUGCAGCAUUUCCCUAACUAUAGCCACAGUAAUUACCCAUUAAUUGGAAGUUUGUGCUAACUGCUUAGUUUGAUUAUAUAAUGUACAAAGUAUAAUCAACAUCUCUGCAUUCAUUUUAUAAUCGCCUGAUUCUAUAAUAUUGUAUGCUCUAUAUUUCUGAAACAUGGUCACUCUUGAAAGAAACAACCAUUAUUGGUUAUCAGGGACGCCUAAUUUACACACAUACAUUCUGUCCAAUGAAGGCAAAAAAAGAGUAAACAUUUUAAGCAAAUGUAACACUGUCUAGUUGGAAGUUGGAUUUGUCACCAGUAUUGUAAACUUGACCCAUGUUCAAUCAUUUUCUUAGUUGAGUUCAGAAGCUUUUACAGUCAUUGGUCUGGUGACACAGAAAGCUAGACAAACACAUCCAUAGGUAAUUUCGAAUCACAAAUUAACCCACAAUGGAUGAAUAACCGCUGCACCACUAAACUCAGGUGGUGCCUGAGUAGUUGAUUUUCUUCCCAUACUGUAAUUUUUAUAUUUUAUUUCUUAUCAUUCUGCACUUAGAUCAUUACUAGCCAAUCUCUAUAAUAUUCUUUACUGCAUUUCACAUGAAAAUGUAGGGUGGUCUUUUCUGUCUAAAAGAACUGCUGCUUAUGUUAAUGUUUAUCUCUAUGAUGUUUGUUGGCAAGCUGCCAUUUUUCAAUACUGUGCUCGACAGUUUCCCUGAGCCAUAUCCAACUUAUUUCAGUUACUUUUCCAACACUGCAAGGUCUAUACUGAGCCUCUGUUAGUUUCUUUAUUCCAGCUAUAGAGUACAUAUAAGACCGACAUAACCGCAGUAAGCAACAGGUUGGUGGUGUCUUAUUAUGAAGCUUUGUUGUUGUCAUCUUGAUAUUUUAAUGAAUAAGGACAAAGAAAUCUGUCAACAUACCAGGUCAUGGUAUUUAUGCAAGCCACCAGGCUGCUUUUUAAAGCCACUUUGUGGGCUAACCCACUGCUUUGAGGGCUGUCAAAACAUUAGAUAUUGCAUUGAUCCACAUGAUGCCACGUCAUUAAGACUCUGAUGUUGUUGGGAGUGCAGACUUUUGGUGGGAGUUUGAAUAUAGCCUGAUAAUGUGAGUUUCCACCGACAGUUAUUAGAUCGCUUUUACUUAUAUUUUCAACUUUAAUAUUUCUUUUAUUACAAGCUGAUGUGUGAUGUAAGUGCUGCAUAAAAAUAAAUAAAUGAUUGCAAUGAGCACAACA